Messenger RNA from Peronospora belbahrii, 1656 nucleotides. The record is from the annotation of a GenBank genome assembly. NCBI's taxonomy places the organism in Eukaryota, Oomycota, Peronosporomycetes, Peronosporales, Peronosporaceae.
AUGGAAGAGUACGACCGCAGCGCGCCGCUAUUUGAUCGGCGUUUCCACGUGUUAGUGCAAUACCCUGACCGUGACGAAAAGUUGUUGCCACUUACGAUUCGACUAUUGACGGGUUCUCGUCAAAACAAUGCCAAGAACCAGAAGGCACGAGUUAUGCGCGUGGAAAUUACAGACGAUGAUGGUGUAGAUCCGUACUUUCUUUAUUUAUGGAGCGUCUCAGAGGAAGAGUUUCAUGAGCUAAAGGCACAGCAGAGACUGCUCGUGGAUUUUGUAACGUUUCCAGCAAACCUUAUUGAGUUGCUUCAAUGUUGCCUUAAAGACAGCAAAACAGUUGUACAUGAGGACAAGAAGGACGAUAUGGAAGAAGAUGAAGCUGUGAUGAUAACGAGAGGAGUCCAGGAGACUCAACAUAACCAGAAAACAAGGUCCGCUGGACCACUUCCAUUGAGCUAUUUAGCAGUGUUGAACACGUUGGAUAGUAAUGGUCAAUCAGUGUUUAGCAUUGUGGAGACGAAUCCGUUCAAGCAAUUGACACAUUUAUCGUUGAGGUUUUUACCAGGUGAUGACACUGCGAUUAAGGCUUAUCUUGCAGCGCGGUUGACGCAAGUGGAGGCAACUAGACGUUCACUGUCGACAGCAUUAAAACAGACGAGUGAAGAGCUGCAGGUUGUGCAGGCCAGUGGAAUGAAACUUCAGCAGCAAUUGACGUCUUUGAGCUGUGACGCAGAGUCAAAGCUUUCACAGGAAAAGAUAAAGUUUGCGGAUGAGUUGAAUGCUCAGCGCCGAGAAGCCGCAAUUGCAUUAAAAGCGCGUGAAGACGAGCUUAACGCUAAAAUUGACGCACUUGUGGAGAGAUACGAAAAGGAGCUCCAAGCACUGAAAGCAGCAGCUGAGGCAAGUGAGUUGCAAGUGCAAGAUCUGACAAAGCAAAAGUAUCAGCACGAAAUGCAGAUUGAUCAUUUACGCGCUCAGUCACAAGAUCUCAGUCAAAGCAGAAGCGCGCUGUCAGGUGAAGUGGAUGAGCUGCGCAUCCAAAAUAAAGAUUUGGACCAAAAAGUCUUCCAACAGGAAAAGCGGAUCAAUGGUCUCCAGGUACGCGUAGAUGCACUGCAACAGCAGCUUGCAGAUAAGGAGGAUGUGAUCAAGAAGACCACAGAUCUCUUGCAGUCAGCAAAGGUACACAACGAGGAGGUUGAUGAAUCAUUGAAGAUGUAUCGAGAUAACCAUGCAAGGCUCCAGCAGAAGCUUGAGUUAAGUAUCUCGGAGAUCAAUAAGGGAAAUGAUAUCAUCGAACGUAUACAAAACGAAAAUCGUACGCUGAAGUCCAAGAUGCGGAUAAAAGCUAAGAUUAUUAAGCAGCAGGAACAGUUUGUUGAGGAAAAACAACUUCAGCGUGAAGAAGCGCUAUUGGAGCUCAAGUCGACCAAGGAAGAUAUUCGCAAGCGAGACGAUCAUAUUUUGCAGUUGAAGGCUACAAUAAAGGAAUUGAGCCAAAAACUUGAGGAUAGCAACAAGUUACUGGCAUCGAACCAACAAGUAAUUACAUGGCUGAACAAAGAGAUCAACGAAGCACAGCUUGGUCACCAGCGCAGAUCGACUGCACACCCAUCUGUGCUUGCAUUUCAUCCAUCAGACAAGGUGAUUAGUAACCCCUGA